AUGCAGAAUCUAGCCUUUACAUCCACGCCGUCCCCUCAGCCCCUCAGGAAACCAGAGGUGCUAGCACCUGCUGGCGGCUGGCCCCAGCUGCGCGCAGCAGUGGAGAAUGGAGCAGACGCUGUGUAUUUCGGCCUCUCCACCUUCAACGCCCGCGCUCGAGCCGCCAACUUCACCCCAGAGGAACUGGAAGAGGUGAUGAUGUACCUCCAUGAGCGUGGAGUGAAAGGCUUCGUCACAGUCAACGUCCUGGUGUUUGACGAGGAGCUCGCCUCGGUGGAGAAGCACAUCCAUCACAUUGCAGCAUGCGGCGUGGAUGCCGUCAUUGAUGUGGGAGUUGUUCGCCUGAUCAGGCGCGUGGCGCCAUCGCUGCCGAUACAUGGCUCAACACAGAUGUCCAUUACGUCAUCAGAGGGCGCGGAGUUUGCUCGUGCAUUGGGCGUUGACCGCGUCGUGGUGGGCCGUGAGCUGAGCGUGGGCGACAUCGCGCGCGUCGGCGCUGAGUCACCCGCUGAGGUGGAGGCAUUCGUACACGGCGCACUCUGCGUCUCUUACAGCGGACAAUGUUUUUCAUCAGAGGCCUGGGGCGGCCGGUCUGCCAACAGGGGUCAAUGUGCGCAAGCCUGCCGCAUGCCAUAUGGCCUCGUGGUCAACGGCGCCCUUCGAGACCUGGGCGAUAUCAAAUAUCUGCUCAGCCCCCAGGAUUUGAUGGCGCUGGACUCCAUCCCGAGCCUCAUCAAGGCAGGUGUGUCCUGCCUCAAGAUAGAGGGACGCCUCAAGGGGCCGGAGUACGUGGCAGUCACCACGCUGGCCUACAGGCAAGCUGUCGAUGCUGCCUGGGACCAGCUUGAGCUGGAGAACGCAGGAGAUGGCAGCGCAUCAUCAAAGGCUACACAGCUCGUCACAGAGCAGCAGCGGAAGGCACUCCACCAGGUGUUUGCCAGGGGGCAGGACGAGGAGCACAGGGGUCUUACGCCAGGAUUCUUGGAGGGGCCGCAGCAUCAGACACUCGUCCGCGGGCGUGCACCGAGGCACAGGGGUGUAUUAGUGGGCAAGGUGGCCUUUGUGGACGCCAAAUCAGGCACCGUCAGCAUCCAAGUUCUGGAAGGGGAUUUAAAAAGGGGAGACGGCGUGGUCUUUGAUGCGGGGGCACCCGACAAAGAUGAGGAGGGCGGCACAAUAUAUGACAUAAAGUCUGCCAAGGGGCGCAGUAAGGGCGACGGCGCAGUGGCAAAGCUGACAUUCGGACCGGGACAGAUAGACCUCAGAAACAUCAAGGUGGGAGAUCUGUUGUGGCGCAACAAGGACGCGGCAGUGGAGGCGCAGGCGCGAGCGUCCUAUGACUCACUGCCCAGCGCGCAGAUGCGCAAGGUGGCCGUGGAUGCGCGCGCGUCCGGCUCCCUCGGCCAGGCGCUGGAGCUAGAGCUAUUCAUGGGCGGCCGCCGCGUGGGGCACGCCCUCUCACAGGUACCCCUGCAGCCGGCGGCCAAGCGGCCGAUGGAUGAGUCUUCGCUGCGCGACGCCCUGGGCCAACUUGGCGAGAACACUCUCUGCCUCGGUGACCUGGACACGUCUGCAUUGGACCUCGGUGCUGGCCUGUUUCUGCCGCUGAGCGAGCUGAAGGCCGUGCGGAGAGCCGCGGCAGAGCAGUGUGUCAGAGCGCUAUCAGUGCAUAACAAGGCAGACAGCAUGGCAUCCGGCACAGUGCUGCCUGACCUCCUCGCCGCCGCCGGCGGACAUGCCAGCGGAGAGGCGGCUGCUUUGAAGCCGGAGCCGCAGCUUCGCGUGCUCUGCAGAUCCAUGGCGCAGGUAGAGGUGGCCUGCAGCGUGCAGUGGCUGCAGGAGGUCAUUCUGGACUUUCUGGAAGUCCACGGCCUGCGACAGGCAGUGGCGCUGGUCAGGGCAGCGGCCAAGCGCUGUGUCGUGGCAACACCUCGAAUUUUGAAGCCUGGAGAGGAGCGGCUUGCGCGAUUUUAUCUGAAACUGCAGCCGGACGCCCUGCUGCUGCGCAGCUCGGGGCUGCUGCAUCAGCUCAGGGAGCUCGGCCAGCCAGGUGACUACUUGCCGUCCCUGGAAGCGCACAUGCCGGUGCUGGAGGGAGACUUCUCCCUCAAUGCGGCCAACGUGCUGAGCGCGGAUCUGCUGCUGGGCCAGGGCCUCGCGCGGCUCACACCCACCCACGACCUCAACGCUGCGCAGAUGGCCGCUUUGGCCAGGAACCUGGGGCCUGAGAGGGCUGGCCAGCUGGAGGCCAUAGUGCAUCAGCACCUGCCCAUCUUCCACACGGAGCACUGUGUCUUCUGCCGCUUCCUCUCCAGCGGCAACUCGCAUUUGGACUGCGGGCAUCCGUGCGAGUCAAAUGCGCUGCAUCUGCGCGACGGCCAAGGACAUGACCACCUCGUGCUGGCCGACGAGGGCUGCCGCAACACCGUCUUCAACGCGCAGGCGCAGUCCGGGCUGUGGCAUGCCCGAGACCUGGCCUCGGCGGGUAUUGGCUGCUUCAGGGUGGAGCUCGUGGAUGAGCCAGCAGAUCAGGUGGAGCCUAUUCUGGAGGCCUACAGGGAUGUGCUGCUUGGAGAGAGCUCCCCAGGCAGAGCAUGGAAGUGGCUGGGCACUCUGCCCACCAGAUUUGGUGCGGUCGAGGGUCUGACAACCGGCUCCCUUGAGGUCAAGGGGGAGCGAGCCGCUGCCUCCCUCAAGCCAGUUGCCUGGCGAACAUGACUACGGAUUUAUAAGCGUGACAUAUAUUAUUGUAUGCUGUCGGUGGUUGGAAAUGUGGCAAGGAUGUACUGCGUUGUGGGAUCCUCUGGUUCCAUUUUGGACGGUGGCACCAUAUGGCACGGAAUGCAUGCAUGAAAUAGCUGCAAAGGACAUGGAUGGUCCUCAGCUAUGGCGAUGAUGCAUGGUCAGAGGAGCCUGCAGGAUGUUAUGUGAUCUACUAGUCUUAUGAUUGACGUCUUUGAUAGCUAACAAGUAGCCAUGAUCAGCAAAGCAACGGGCAAUAGAAGCAUGCCGGUGGCCCAUACACCGGCAAUGCAUGAGGACGUGUAUACAUACCUCAUGCUGAGGGCUGCCACUCAGUUUUCUUUUUAAAUCAA
Molecule: messenger RNA, 3095 nt
Organism: Coccomyxa subellipsoidea C-169
Lineage: Eukaryota; Viridiplantae; Chlorophyta; Trebouxiophyceae; Coccomyxaceae
Exons: 17
Coding region: 1-2718 (905 amino acids)
Source: RefSeq, a predicted model, not a curated record